Molecule: messenger RNA, 2868 nt
Organism: Zeugodacus cucurbitae (melon fly)
Lineage: Eukaryota; Metazoa; Arthropoda; Insecta; Diptera; Tephritidae
Gene: T48
Exons: 3
Coding region: 853-2259 (468 amino acids)
Source: RefSeq, a predicted model, not a curated record
GCAAAAGCGGCAUUUUGUUAGUUUGAUUUGCGUCGUUCGUUUGGUUGGUUUAAUUUGUUCGGCUCGGCAGUGCGUGUUAUUAAUUUUGGUGUCUCUACGAAAACAUUAAAUAUAUCGCUUUCGAAAAUAUUAAGUGAAUGUAUAUAAACCUCUGCAUAUAGAACAAAAAUAAUCCAAUUAAGAUUCGAUGUGGAUCUUAAACGCGUUCGCGGUGUUUUUGUUUACAUUUGCAAGUUUUUGUGCUAUUGUGAUUUAAAGUAAAUUUUCGGUAAUCCGUCACAUCUAAUAUGUCAAUUAAUUUUUGACAAUUAACGAUCGGCUUAAGCACCAACAUGUCAGUCUUUUGUAAGAGCGCCGAUAGAUCAGAAGUGCUAUUUUUAUCGAGACCUAAUUGAAAAAACACUGUGUGCCCAUAAUAAAUAAGUGUCACAAUAAAAUAAAUUACUUCAUCAAAUUAAUAAAGUGACUAACAACAAAAUUCGAUCAACUCAAGUCAACCUAUAUAAUUGUGACAACAUCCGCUUACUACGAAUCCGUUUUUUAUUUUCGUUUACUAAACUGUAGUAUGUGUGUGUAUUUGCUUUUGUCACAGUUUAGCGCAUUUUUAAUUGCAGCCAUAAUUUGCCAACAUAAAUUCAAUUAAACUUGCUAAUUGCUCCGUUCGCCCAACAUUUGUUAAGUGAAUAUGUAUGAGCUAGACAAAAGAUAAUUGAAAGUGUCACGAUACUUUAUGAAAAAGGUCAAUUACAAAUAUAAGAAAAACAUACAUACAUAUGUUUCGGUGGAACAAAUUGUUUUUGUAAGUGCGCUUGAGUUAAUUUUGCGAAAAUUGAAAAAGAAAGUGCCGAAAAAAUGCAUACGAAAAAUUAUGAUUGCUUUGUGAACAGCAACAUGAUGCUGCAACAAACUGAACGCCCACCUAUCAUAGAGUUCCGUGCUAAACGUAAAGUUAGUCGCGGGCGGGAGUCGAAUUCAGUGCGGAAUUGUGUUGUGAGUAGAAAACGUGUUGGUAUAAGUGCUCCAUUGCAUGUGACAUUUUUGAUCUUGCUCUGCACCACUUACUUCGAUCUUGCCAAGGCGCGAGCGGCUGGUACGGACACUGCUGCCACAGCAGAUGGAGCAAUAACUUCACAUGCGAAUCAUAAGCAACACCAUCGCAAUGCAAUGCAAUACGUACACAAUAAUUUCACACAUCUGUCGGAAAGAAGUGCAGUGGAUUUUAUUGCGGAAAAGGGUGGCAUUAGCGCUGGUAGCAGUAUGUCAGAUGUUGCAGUGACUUUGGCGGCGCGUACGCCAGAUGCCAGAACAAAUGCAGGUUGUCCGCCCACGACGAGUUCACAUUGUCUGCGCUGCAACAGCGAGGGUUGCAUAAAGUGUCCUGCCUAUCUGAUGACCGACACACGUCAGUGUGUGGACCAAUGUCCCUCCGGCUACAUCGAUCAAUGGUCGGCGCAUACCGAAUUUAUGGGACGCGUCUGCGUCUCCACCGGCUACUCUGGUCCGCUGAUGGCCGCUAUAGCAGGACUAAUAGGCGGUUUUGUGGUUUGUCUCACGCUACUAGCUGUCGCCAUGAUGUUGGUGCGACGACGACGUAGACGUAAAUCCAUCAAGCAGAAGUUGAUCAACGAGAAUACCAUGGAUCGUUCCGAUUUUCUGCGACAACUCAACGAAAUGCGUCCAAAUGCCGAAUAUUUCCUAGCAAUGCUCAACGAUACGCGACGCCAAAUACGCAAGUUGUAUUUGUCAGGCGAAGUGGGCGCGGCGAAUUCCUAUCGGCCGAUUGUGCGCGAUCUUGCCAAAAUACUGAUACUGCUGAAUCGACCAAUCGAAUUGAUACCGGCGGCGCCGCACGACUGGAAUCGUUUGUACACGUGGUCCGAACAAGCAUUGGAACGUUACAAGCCGCAAGUCGGGCAUUUGAUAGAUUUCUUUCAACCCUCCGGUGGUGGUGGUGGUCGCGGCAGCAGCUCUGUGGGCAUUACUGAUGACUUCGAUGCGACAUUCUUUCCACAAAAGAGUAACGUCUAUCGGCAGAGCAUGUUGGCGGGCACGGGUCAGCAAAAGCUGCACAUGUUCGGCUCGCUCAUCAGCUUGCAUGAAUUCGAGGAGCCGCGUCCAUCCGAUCCAUUCGGCAGCAGCUUCAAUACGCUCAAGAGUGGCAAUCUGAUAUCGGAUCUCAAUGCGAGUUCGUUAUGGCUGGAAGAUGAAUUCUACAAAUUGGGCUUUCGACCGCAGGACGAAAUCACGACUGAGUUAUAAUGAAUGUCUGCUGUGUGUUGUUCUGUUUGUUGCGUUACUCAAGUGAAUUAUAUACAUAUAUAUGAAUAUAUAAUUGUGUUAGUUUUGUUUUAAUUAUUUUAUAUGGUUUAGUAUAUAUACUUUAUUUUAUAUUAUGUAAUGUAAAUUUAAUUGAAAAGUAUUAUUUUUUUGUUUGUUUGUUAAAAUGUGUAGCUGCUUAAAAUCUACUGAUGCAUACGUUGUGUUUUGCUAAUAUAUAUACAUACACAUACUUAUUUAAUCACAAAUAUUUACAAGAAAUUUUACAAAUCACAAAAUGUACAGUUGACGUCACAAAUAUGUAUACAAGUAUGCAUUUAUGUAAAAAAAAAAAAAUUAUUGCACAAGCAUGAAAUUAGCGUUUUCUUUGUCGCAAAAAUCGUCAUAAAAUAGUUAAAAAAAAAUCAUGAAAAAUAAAGUUAUAAUUAAAGAAAGCACCAAUGAACAAAUGAAACAAAAACACAAAUCGCCGCCCAGUUGCCGCCAAGCAGCGACUAAAGUACGCAUAUACUUUGCUUCCAUAAGCUAUAAAGCUAAGCAAUACAUUCCUAGUUUCUAGUAAAUGUUUGCAAAUAGUGAUAGAUUUACAUA